GGUCCUGUCAUAACACAGUUGUUUCGUGUUUUUAUCGAAUUUUGGAUUGAAUUGAGUAGCAAUACAAAUAGGUAGCAAUAGUUUUAAUAUUCAGUUUUUAAUAUAGUUAUUAAAACGAAAGUUUCCAAUAUAUUUAAUGUAAUUUGCCUCUAAACCUGCACGCGUAAGGUGACGUUAAGUAUGCGAAAGAUAUAAUCAAGAUCUUAUCAACAAAGACACAACAAGCUAAUAGAAUUGCGGAAUCGGAUGCAAUGGAAAACGAAAUAGAAGAAAUAACCGUGAAACCUGAAUUUGUGAAAAUUGAAAUACAAAUCGAACCGUUAAUCGAAGAAUCGAGUAACUCAAAAGAAGACGCAGACGAAAGUGAGUCUGAAGGGCAAGAGGAUGGCGAUCCUGUUGAUAAAGUGUACGCGAACGGUAGUAAAAACAGAGUGUCGUGUCCAAAAUGCGAUCGGACGUUGAAAAACCGAGCGAACUUAAAACAACAUCUGAGAACCGUCCACUUGGAAGGUGCGGAGACCGUGGAGUGCUCCCAGUGCUUUCGUGUGUUCAAAUCGAAAGAGUACCUCUGGAAUCACAUUCACGCUGUACACAGGAAUGAUAAGGAAGUGAGUUGCAACGAGUGCGGUAAGGUUUUCUUAAGUAAACGUCGGCUAGACAACCACGUGUAUUACACCCAUCGCGAUGUGACUCCCAUACCUUGCACGAAAUGUGACAAGGUGUGCAAUGGGCAGCGCAAGCUCAAGACGCAUAUGAAGAACGUACACACGUUCCAGAAGAAUGUUCAAUGCCCGCAAUGCGAUAAAACGUUUAAAAUCGACACGCUACUGAAGAAACAUAUCACCUACUCGCACGCUACGGACGAUAUUGAAUACAAAUGCCCCUGCGAUACAAUAUUCACGUCGUAUAUACGUUACAAGAAGCACAUGAACAACGUCCACCCAGUCAACACACCGCGGUGCCUGCUCUGCCACAAGGCGUACAAAACGCCAGCGAUUGCGAAGAAGCACCUGCGAGUGUGCCACAGCAUUCCAAAAGACGAUCUAAACAACUAUCUGACCUACAACGACCUUCCUGAACCCGUAGUUACGGCUGAACCUGAAUUGAUCACGUGCAAUUUUUGCUUUAAAACGUUUUACGAUAAAGUUACAUUCCAACGGCACAUGAAAACCACGCACCCACCGAAGGAAGCGGCGGAGGCCUGCGAUGUCUGCCAGAAAACGUUUAAAUCCGCGCUCCAUGUGAGGAUACACAAGUCGGCAGUGCAUUCGAAAGCGAAGGAGGCUUGCGACCUGUGCGGGCGCGAGUUCGCUACCAAAAAGUAUUUACUGCGGCACAAAUUAACGCACGUCCAUGAUAAGAUGGCGCAGUGCAAUAUAUGCCAACGUUUCUACCAAUCAGAGUCACAUAUGAAGACACAUCAAAGACGGAUACAUGGAAAGACUAUUUUUGGGGUCUGAAUAACAAUUAUGGAACUUUCUUGGUUAAUGAGUUAAACUGUGUGAUAUUAACAGAACAAUAGCUGUUCACCCCGGCUUUGCCCAUAGUGCAUGGCCCUAUGUCUCACGAUGAAGUUGCAGCAGUUGAAGUUCUAAUGGGGAAAGAAUUUUUAAAUUCUCUGAAACUCGCCAGUGGUUUUGUGUGAAAAAUGUUACAAACAUACACAAAUACAGAAGAAAUCCUCUUUGUAAUAUUAAUGUAGAUAAAUGCAAU
This is a messenger RNA of Zerene cesonia (dogface butterfly), 1713 nucleotides long. RefSeq names its product zinc finger protein 431-like. Lineage: Eukaryota; Metazoa; Arthropoda; Insecta; Lepidoptera; Pieridae. Gene Ontology annotation, cellular component: nucleus. Gene Ontology annotation, biological process: regulation of transcription by RNA polymerase II. The transcript has a single exon. Gene Ontology annotation, molecular function: RNA polymerase II transcription regulatory region sequence-specific DNA binding; DNA-binding transcription factor activity, RNA polymerase II-specific. Bases 252 to 1460 code for a protein of 402 amino acids. The record is from RefSeq and is a predicted model, not a curated record.